Messenger RNA from Salmo salar (Atlantic salmon), 5748 nucleotides. RefSeq names its product rho GTPase-activating protein 6. NCBI's taxonomy places the organism in Eukaryota, Metazoa, Chordata, Actinopteri, Salmoniformes, Salmonidae. The record is from RefSeq and is a predicted model, not a curated record. Gene Ontology annotation, biological process: signal transduction.
CUAUGACAACUAGUGUAGCCAUGUCAGCAAAUGACUGCUGUCUGAGCACGUAAAUCCGAUUUGAUCACUUGUAACUUGCUGUUUUGAUAGACAGUAUUCCAAAGCGGAUUUGAAAAACAAAACGGAUUUGAUCAUUAAGGCCUGCAGUGUGAACAAGGCUUUAAAGACGUCUUUUCAAUGUCAUUUUUCUUGGAAUUCUAUUUUAUUCUAUUCCAUUAUUUAGAUGGGAAAUCACAUCUGAUUAGGACCAUCCUGGGGUGCCUUGAUGUAUGAUGGUGGAGGAACCGGGAGCAGAGCGGCUCUCAAGCGAGGAGACAGACGCAUUCAUUUCAUAUUACUCAGAGGGGCGAAGCUUUGUGACGCGCAAGGGGCCAGAAUUGUGAAACUGUACCCGGGAGAGGCUAUGUACCCCCCAUCCUUGUUCCUGUGAAUUCCGAGAAGGAAGAACUAACGAAGGACUAACGAAGAACUAACAGAGUCAAUGACUUCAGUCUGUGUGGUUUCUUGGUUGAACAUCGGGUUCCUUAUGGCGCGCAACAUGUAGCCAGUAUCACUGUGAGAAUGGAAUACAUUACAUGAUGUUUAUUCAAGGUAACAAUCUAAUCUCUGAUCGCUUUAAUGAACUCGAUAUUUACAAGUAGGAUCAUCUGUGGAACGUUGAGAAUAGCCUACUGAUAUAUGAUAUGUCCGCGCAAGGGUUGCUGAGCAGCGUUUUCUCAUGCUCCUCGCCAACAUCCAAAACAAUGUCCAAACGGAGACUGAGACAGACUAGAAGUUUGGAUUCAACUUUGAUAAGACACUAUGGUACCGAAACGGAUGGGACAUCGGGUCAAACAGAUCAAAAGUCGCUUUACCUAAGUGGAAAUCAUGGUCGUUACCUCCGAGCCUCAAACGAAAGCCUCUCCAAACUGGAUGCGCCACUCACAGCUGGGGCAAAACAAUGUCAGUCAGCAUCCUCAAGCCUGUCAAUAUAUUUGGAUACUUCUGGCCAAUUCGACUACGAUUCCAAGGCCACUAAAAGAAGCACGGCAUGGGAUUUACCUUUUCUUGUCAGAAGCCCCGUUACUCCAACCGGAAGCUCAAGCACUUUAUUUUCACCUAGAAAGUGGCUUCAAAAGAAGCCAUCUCCAUCAUCCAUCCCUCAAUCAUACGCUGUAUGGAAAUCCGAGGGUGCCUUCACGUGGAACAGCAUGUCAGGGCGGAGCGUUCGUCUGAAGCCUGUGCCUCUCCAGAGCCUCUCAGAGCUGGAGAGAGUCCGCCUGCAGGAAGUGGCCUUCAGCAGGCUGCUCCAGGACGACAACCUGGGCUGCCAGAUCUCCAUCCCCAAAGAUGGUCAAAAGCGUAAGAAGUCCCUCAGGAGGAAGUUGGAUUCACUGGCCAAAGAGAUGAGUAAAGACAAAGAGUCAACGCCCCAGGCCUUCGGCAUACUGCUGUCGCAGGUGAUCUCUAACGAUCGCGCCCACAAGCAGCGUCAGGAGCCCCAGCGCGAGGAAAACCGUGACCCCAGUGACCUGGUGUCCUCCCUGCUACAACUCACCUCACGGAAGAGCACCAAAGACAAGGAGCUGUCCAGCAGCAACUCGUCUCUCAGCUCCACCUCUGAGACGGCCACUGAGUCACCCUCACCCAGCACACCCGAAGCACCACCACACACCCGCAGGAGGGGAGGAGUGUCUGUGGAUUGCAUCACUGACCUGGAUGACAAUCAGUCUCGCCUGCUGGAAGCCCUGCAGCUGUCCCUACCAGCCGAGACACCCAGCAACAGGAAGAAGCAGAGGGACAAGAAGCUUAGCCUCAACCCCAUCUAUAGACAGGUUCCCAGGGUGGUGGAGAUGUGCUGCCUGCAUCUGGAGAAAUAUGGUCUACAGACAGUUGGCAUCUUCCGUGUAGGGAGCUCAAAGAAGAGAGUGCGGCAGCUCAGAGAGCAGUGUGACCUGGGAAUGGAGGUCCAGCUGGACGAGGCUAACAGUGUCCAUGAUGUGGCCGCGCUGCUUAAGGAGUUCCUGAGGGAUAUGCCUGAACCCCUGCUGACCAGAGAGCUCUACACCGCAUUCCUCAACACCAUGUUACUGGACCAUCCAGACCAGGAGAGCACCAUCCAGCUACUGGUGUAUCUGCUGCCACCAUGCAACAGUGAUACCCUGCAACGCCUCCUGGAGUUCCUGGCCACGGUGACCGCCCACGCAGAGGACAGUCAGGACAGGGACGGACAUGAGAUCACAGGGAACAAGAUGACAUCACUCAACUUGGCCACCGUCUUUGGGCCCAACCUUCUACACAAGCAGAAGAGCUCGGACAAGGAGUUUACUGUUCAGAGUUUUGCCCGCGCCGAGGAGAGUACAGCCAUCAUUGGUGUGGUACACAGCAUGAUCACCACAUAUGAGACCCUCUUCAUGGUGCCGCCUGACCUGCAGAAUGAGGUUCUGAUGAGUCUACUAGAGACGGAUCCUGACGUGGUGGAUUACCUCCUGAGGAGGAAGGAUUCUCAGCACUCUGGUCCAGGCCCGCUGAGGACUGAGGAUCCCUUCUCUUUGAGGGAGAGGCGCUGCUCCAGUGACUCCAACAAGGCCUCCAGUGGGGAGUUGUCCCCCUAUGACAACAACUCACCAGUGCUGUCGGAGCGGCUGCUCUCCCAGCCCCAGGAGGACAGCAACCUCCUCUCUGAUAGGCUGUUCAGGGUUCCAGAGCAGUACACACUGGUUGGCCACGUCAAAGGUCGUCCUAGCAUCACCUGUCACUCACCAUCCACAGGCAAAGACACACACGAUGAACAUGUCUGGGGUGCCUGGCAUGCCUCUCUAAGGAAAGGGUUUAUGGAUCAUCACAUCACUGGUUCCCAUGGUGACGUUUCAGAACACGGCUCCUGCGGCUCAUCCGAGGGACUCGACCGUCACCAAGGUAACAACAGCAAGCUGCCUGUCAGGCGAACUUACACCUCAUUAGGUGUGCCUGAGUGCAGAGCACACCCCCCGGUGACUCGCUGCAGUAGUAGCCCUCUGACGGAGAGAGGGAAAAGACAGCAGGGUACAGACUCAUUAUUACAUCACCGACCACAGGGAAAACCAGGGGCCGGCAGCUCAGAGGACCUCGCGCUAAGGGGCGGAGUGUCACAGCCUGCCAGUCCCUCCUUCAGAGGCAGGCCUGGCGGCAGGGUGGAUGGAAGGCCUCCCCCUCCCUACCCUGGACCUCUCAGAGGAACACACAGAGAAUGUUCUCACUCCACACCUUCCCUCUCCCUCUCCACGCACCAGUGUGUGACCCCACAGAGCCCCCAACGGCCCCCCCAGGGCAGCUGCAGCCCCAGGAACCGGACUGUGGCCCCUAAGACCCCCUCCUCUAGUCCUCUGGAAGGAAAGGUGCCAGUCAGCCCGGAGUGGCAGAGAGAGAGUUGGCAGAUAUGGAAGCUAUUAUCAACAGACAACACAGACACACUACCAGAGACACUGGUGUGAUGCGUUGAAUACACCCACUAACUUUAACUACUGUGUUACCAAGGAGAGAGGAGGGAUGGGGGGGUUCCUGUAUGGUUAUGUUGAUAUGCUACUUACUGACAUGUGCCAAUUGUCUGUGAGUAAUGGUGUGUUUGUUUGUUAAUGUUGUUGUUUCACUGUCCUCAUGUGUUACCUACAAUUUUUUCAGAAGUUUGACUCCAACAUUUUGUCACUAAGACAUACCUGAACAGAGACACAAAUUAACAUCACUGAGAUGUGACUUUCAGAAUAUUUUAUGGGGCCGUAGUAACAAAAUACUUUAUUUUCAUACCAUGUCAUUUAUAUGUUUUAUAACUGAAUUUUUAUUCUACUCAGAAUAAUGGUGUAUGAAUGAAUCUGAAUGGAUCAGUACUAGCGGCUUCCGUACAAUGUUCAUUUUUAUAUUCUAAUAUCAUCCUAUGAGAUAAAAUGCUGAUAUUAUAACCAAAAUCAAAUACAAUUAUUGUAUUGAAACAUGACAUCAAGAGGUGUCUUUGUGCUAUUUCUCUGUUGGUGGAGCUGUUGCCAAACAAAUGAAAAUCCGUAGUUUUUUGUUACUGCCGUUACACUUAAAUGUGAUGUUUUGGUGUCUGGCUUUUACAACUAAUGUUCAUGGCCUUCUGUAACUGAUUGUAAUAGUCAUCCGAACACAACUUUAGCUGAUUGUAGUAGUCAUCCAUUCACUCAUCCAAACACAGCUGUAACUGAUUCUAAUAGUCAUCCAUUCACUCAUCCAAACGCAGCUGUAACUGAUUCUAAUAGUCAUCCAUUCACUCAUCCAAAUGCAAGUGUAACUGAUUCUAAUAGUCAUCCGUUCACUCAUCCAAACGCAAGUGUAACUGAUUCUAAUAGUCAUCCAUUCACUCAUCCAAAUGCAAGUGUAACUGAUUCUAAUAGUCAUCCGUUCACUCAUCCAAACGCAAGUGUAACUGAUUCUAAUAGUCAUCCAUUCACUCAUCCAAACACAGCUGUAACUGAUUCUAAUAGUCAUCCAUUCACUCAUCCAAAAGCAAGUGUAACUGCCAUCCAUUUGUUUUUAUUAUGAUGGGGAAAAUGAAACUUGAAUAUACAGAACAUUAUGAAUGUAAUUUCCCAAUAUUCAAGAUAGAACCAAAGUAUCUUAGUUUGUUCUUGAAUGCCACCGUUAUGAAAUGUACCAAGUUUUUUCUGCUCCCACAUCUUAAGGGGAAAUGAAGGUACUGUACUAAUAUAUAAGUCAUUACUUUCACUAAGAAUUUUGUUGUUUGAAUAUUUGCUGGCAAAUCUUCCCACUGGGCACACACUGGUUGAAUCAAAGUUGUCUCGACGUCAUUUCAAUUAAAUUAGGUUGAACCAACGUGGAAUAGACGUUGAAUUGACGUCUGUGCCCAGUGGGUUGCUUGUUUGUCCGGAGUAAACAUUAGGCCUUAUGAUCUGUUCAGUAAAAAUGACAGUUCAUGUCUCUGAUAUGAGGUUGCUAGCAAUGCUAAUAAGGCUUUUUCAUUUUCACGUUGAUUUAACAUUACAUUACAUGCUAAUAGUAAUGCUUUUGUACCUUGUGCCUCAUCAGUAUUUUCAUUGCAAUUAAGCUGCUUUCAUUCUGUAUAUUGCCAGCUUGAACCCUUCAGCCUGAUUGUUUUACUGUAUGUGCAUUUUCCUUUGACUUCCGUGAUGGAUGUAAUGGGAUAUUAGUAUUUUUAUCGUUUUGUUAUCAUCUGUAAAACUAUGCAUAGAAAAUGACGUGAAAAGUUGUGUGGCAAUAACCCCUUACUCUCUUUGAAAAAGCCUUUUAACUUCUACUUCAGAAUUUUGUCAGUAUCCUCCAACUACUACAAUGCUUGAUUUCUUCUUGCUCUUAAUUCUUAUGUUCCCAUUCUGUGUAAAGGGAAGUCAGGAACAAUGUAAGGGGUUCAUUCUCUAAUGAACUGGAGCGGAAGGUGGCUGUUUUGGCAGCUCCUCAGACUCCAUAAAGAUUUAAUUCUGGCACAUUUCAACACGGUAAUGAAGUGCAAGAGCCAGAGCUGUCUGGCCUUCAGAGAACUCUCUCACUAACCAGGAAGUGGAACAGAGGGUCCCAGACAUAGCCACAGGGAGUUCACCUAUCCUCUCCCGGACUGGACCACAGGCAAACUCGCUUCCUGAUUACUGCCUAAUCUUUUUAUGACCAACUUUAAAAGUCCAAUGCAGCUGUUUUUAUCUCAAUAUCUUGGGGUAACAACCUUACUGUGAUUGUUUUCAAUUAAAAUGGUCAAAAAGAAGCCAAAAUAGCUUGUUAGCAAAUAGAAAUGUAUCACAAUAA